AUCGCUUUCAAUCAGCUGUCGAUUUUUUAUUGAAGAAGUAGAAGACACCUAAAUUAUUUGUAUAUAAACCAAAAUGUGCAUUGUUAAAUGAAAGGGUUUUCCUAGUGUUGAGUGGUGUGAGAUAAUUCGGCACGGUGGUGUUAGUGUUCGGCGGGGGCGUGUGCGGCGGGCCAUGGCGGUGGUUGCGGUGUGAAGGUGGCGGGCGCGGCUCUCGGGCGCAGGCAUGCGGCGGCAUGGCGGUCGAGGCUGCGGGCACGUCGCGCGGCCUCCGCGUCUACAAGAUCGUGGUGCUGGGCGACGGCGGUGUCGGCAAGUCUGCCGUCACGCUGCAGUUCGUCAGUCACAGCUUCUUGGACUACCAUGACCCUACUAUAGAGGACUCAUACCAACAGCAAGCAGUGAUAGAUGGAGAGCCAGCAUUGUUGGACAUACUGGACACUGCAGGACAGGUGGAGUUCACGGCAAUGAGGGAACAAUACAUGCGGUGUGGUGAAGGGUUUGUGCUGUGCUAUUCAGUGACGGAUCGGCGGUCGUUCCGCGCGGCGGCCGAGUACAGGCGACUGCUGGCACAAGCGAGGCCCUCCGAGAGACUGCCCCUUGUGCUUGUAGGAAAUAAACUGGAUCUCGCGCCCAGGUUUAGACAGGUGACGACGGAAGAGGGCAGAGCACUUGCGACGCAGCUCGGUUGUCCAUUCUUCGAGACGUCCGCAGCACUCAGACAUUUUGUGGACGAUGCCUUCCACGCGCUCGUUAGGGAAAUACGACGGCUGGAGAGACAAAGACAGGCAUCAAUAUUGGGAACAGGUAUAUCGACGAGCGGUGGACGCAGACGGUGGCGACGUCUUCGAAGCAUCUUCGCUUUGGUCUUCCGACGGAGAAGAAGGCAUCACACAUCACCUUAAACACACCACAUGGAGGUUCAACAGGCCAGUACUAUCU
Molecule: messenger RNA, 939 nt
Organism: Spodoptera exigua (beet armyworm)
Lineage: Eukaryota; Metazoa; Arthropoda; Insecta; Lepidoptera; Noctuidae
Source: the annotation of a GenBank genome assembly